Messenger RNA from Oncorhynchus kisutch (coho salmon), 4599 nucleotides. RefSeq names its product trafficking protein particle complex subunit 9 (gene trappc9). Gene Ontology annotation, cellular component: trans-Golgi network. The record is from RefSeq and is a predicted model, not a curated record. Lineage: Eukaryota; Metazoa; Chordata; Actinopteri; Salmoniformes; Salmonidae. The coding region runs from base 142 to 3606 and encodes 1154 amino acids. The transcript is spliced from 25 exons.
UGAUGCACGCUAUUCAUAGUAUUUGUCAAUGUAACUGAUAGAGAAGAAGAGUUCAUUCGGGAAGCUGUCUAUUUUUACUAACGAGAAUUGGACUGUCAAACGUUUCUGUCACAAUAUAUAUCAAGAGCCCAUGAGAAGGAGAUGAGUGUCCCAGACUACAUGCAGUGUGCUGAGGACCAUCAGACGGUCCUGGUGGUGGUCCAACCUGUGGGCAUCGUCCCUGAGGACCAGUUCUUCAGGAUCUACAAACGCAUUGCCUCUGUGGCCCAGGUGUCCAUCCGGGACUCCCAGCGGAACCUCUAUAUCCGCUACCGCCACCACUACCUCCCGGAGAACAACGAGUGGGGAGACUUCCAGACACACCGCAAGGUGGUGGGCCUCAUCUCCGUGACGACCUGUGGUUCGGCUAAAGAGUGGCCACAGACGUUGGACCGUUUCCACAGCCAGAAGGAGGUGUUCGGAGCCACACUGUACGACUCACGGCUCCUGGUGUUCGGGCUGCAGGGGGAGAUAGCAGAGCAGCAGAGGACGGAUGUGGCCUUCUACUCUAGCUAUGAGGACUGUCCCAAUGUGGAGAAAAGGGUGGAGGACUUUGUGGAGUCCAUCUUCAUUGUGCUGGAGUCCAAGAGGCUGGAUAGAGCCACGGACAAGUCUGGGGAUAAGAUACCACUGCUCUGUGUUCCCUUUGAGAAGAAAGACUUUGUGGGGCUGGACACUGAUAGCAGGCACUAUAAGAAGCGUUGCCAGGGCCGUAUGAGGAAGCACGUUGGGGACCUGUGUUUGCAGGCAGGCAUGUUGCAGGAUGCCCUGGUCCACUAUCACAUGGCUGUGGAGCUGCUCCGCUCCGUCAAUGACUUCCUGUGGCUGGGGGCUGCGUUAGAGGGCCUGUGUUCAGCCUCUGUUAUCUUCCACUACCCUGGAGGAACAGCAGGGAAGGCUUCUGGACGCAAACCCAGCCUGGCACAGGGCCAGGGACAGGCAGCCGACGCAGGGAAGAGACACCGGCCAGGGGCACAGGAGGUACUCAUUGACCCAGGUGCCCUCACAGCCAAUGGGAUCAGUGCAGACACCAGCAGUGAGAUCGGUCGGGCCAAGAACUGCCUGGGCCCUGAGGACAUUAUCGAGAAAUACAAGGAGGCCAUCUCCUACUAUGGCAAGUAUAAGAAUGCAGGCGUGAUAGAGCUGGAGGCGUGUGUGAAGGCAGUCAGGGUGCUAGCCAUUCAGAAGAGGGCCAUGGAGGCCUCAGAGUUCCUCCAGAAUGCUGUCUACAUCAACCUGGGACAGCUGUCAGAGGAAGAGAAGAUCCAGCGGUACAGCAUCCUCUCUGAGCUCUACCACCUGAUUGGUUUCCACCGUAAAUCAGCCUUCUUCAAGCGGGUAGCAGCCAUGCAGUGUGUGGCCCCCACCAUCCCAGAGCCUGGCUGGAGGGCCUGCUACAAGCUGCUGCUAGAGACCCUGCCUGGAUACAGCCUCUCCCUCGACCCCAAAGACUUCAGCAAAGGUUCCCACUGUGGCUGGGCGGCGGUACAGAUGCGUCUGCUCCAUGAGCUGGUGUACGCAUCCCGUCGUAUGGGAAACCCCGGCCUGUCUGUCCGCCACCUCUCCUUUCUGCUCCAGACCAUGCUGGACUUCCUCUCAGACCAAGAGAAGAAGGAGGUGACUCAGAGUCUGGAGAACUACACGUCUAAAUGUCCAGGGGGAAUGGAGGUUCUCACCCUGCCUGAUGGCCUCAAACUGCCCCCUGUAGCCUUCACCAAGCUACCCAUCAUCAGAUCAGUGAAGCUGCUGGAUCUGCCCGUCAGCCUGCGCCCCCACAAACAGAAAGGCCUCCUGGAAAACAACAUGUCCACCAAGAGUCCCUUCAUCUACUCUCCCAUCAUCAUGCACACCAGGGGAGAGGAGCGCAAUAAAAAGAUAGAGUUCCAGUGGGUCCAGGGAGAAGUGUGUGAGGUCCAGCUGAUGGUCUACAACCCCAUGCCCUUUGAACUCCGUGUGGAGCACAUGGGUUUGCUGACAUCGGGUGUUGAGUUUGAGGCCCUGCCUGCUGCCCUGUCCCUGCCUGCUGAGUCUGGUCUCUACCCAGUCACCCUGGUGGGGGUCCCACGCACCGCAGGCAACAUCACUGUCAACGGCUACCACACGUCAGUGUUUGGUGUGACCAGUGACUGUCUCCUGGAGGGUCUACCCAGUGUGUUGACCAGUGGCUGUGUGGUGGAGGUCAUUCCAUCAUUACCCCGUCUCCAGCUCAGCACCUCUCUACCACGGUCGGCCCAUCCCCUCCAGCCCUCUAAAGAGGAGUUGUCCAGCAGUGUGUCUGUCCAGCUGUUUAACGGAGAGACGCAGCAUCUGACCAUCACCCUGGAAAACAUCGGCUCUGAAGACCUGGAGACGCUGGAGGUCGCCUCCAAGACCUGUAAUACUAAAGAGAAGUUGUUUGGAGAGUUCCUGAGCUGGGACCUAGACGAGGCUGUGUCUCAGCUGCCUCUGAAGCCAGGCCAGUCUGUCACCCUCACCGUCAACAUCAAAGUCAGACUGGACUUCUCUGGAGGAGAGAACCUGCUACAGGACCUCAACGAUGAUGGCAUCAGUGUGACAGGCCUUCCCAUCUCCAGCCCCCUGAGACAAGUCCUCAAACCCCGGGCCGAGACCAAGCCCCUGGGCAGCGAGUCCAGCAAGACAGACUACAACCACGUCAAGACGUUGGAAGCUGUGAUGACGUUUAAGUACUCUGGGGGAGCAGGCAAGGUGGAGGGCUACUAUCGGGACCUGACCCUGGGAGUGCAUGUUGACAUAGAACCCUCUGUGUUCUUCACCAGAGUCAGCACACUACCAGCCACCAGAACCCGUCAGUGCCACCUGCUGCUGGACGUGUUCAAUUCAACAGAACAUGAGCUGACGGUCAGCGCCAACAACAACCAGGACCUGGUGCUGCACGCCUCAGAGUGUCAGAGGAUGGCGAUCCAGGUGGAUAAGUUUGACUUUGACACUUUGCCCCAGCCAGACCAGGAGGCCUUGCGCUACACCAACCCCAAACUACUGGAGGAGGAGAGGCUUCACGCCCAGGCCUCUAUGAUCAACAGCACCCUGGGCAUCACCUGGAACAUCCCGUCUGUCCGUCGCCAGGGAGAGGCCAGUGUGGAGGGAGUCCUCAACCAGUUGGUCCUCGAGCACCUGCAGCUGGCACCUCUACAGUGGGACGUGGUGGUGAACGGGAAACCGUGUGACUGUGACAUCAUCGCCGACUGUAGGGUGGGCGACGCCGUGCCAUUGGAGGUGAAACUGACCAAUCGUAGUAAGAACGCGGUCGGACCGUUCGCCCUGACCGUGGUUCCCUUCCAGGACUACCAGAACGGAGUUCAGAACUAUGCCCUGCAGGACGCAGUCACCUUCAUAGGAUCUAACACCUUCUACAUAGACACGGUGAAGCCCACAGAGAACUCUGUGUGUAUGGGCGCCCUCCUGUUCCUCUACACUGGAGACUUCUACCUCAACAUCAAGUUCCAGGAUGACAGUGCUGGCCAGGGAAAGGAGCUGCCCCCAUCCUGGUUCGGCCUGCCCAGCGUGCACAUCAAAGCCCUGGAGGCACCCAUAGAGGCUGGGGCAUAGAGCCUGGCACAACUUUAAACGAGGAGAGACGGGUUCACCCACUUACUGCACACACCGCUGAAGGCAUGGAUAGAUGGAGCAUUCGAGGAGAGGACAUUGAACUAAAUAUUCUAGCGGUUAGCUGAUGUAAAUAGCUGCUAUAACUCUAAGGUAUUUGUGUGUACUCUCUGUUAAAGCAUGUAGGAUACAGUAGAUCUUACUGGAAAUUUUGGAAAUCACCUUUAAAAUCACGUUAUGAAUUUCAUCACCAUAAUCAUUGAAAAGUAUCGGUUGUGGACUUUUUGUAUUGUUCGUGUGAAAAGGUCCUGCUUUUAACUCAGCUUCCCAUUGAUGCAUGGCACUGUACUGUCCUGAUGCGCUCCAAAUGGGAGGAGUGUGUCAGGUCCAGUCAAGUUCUGUGUUGUGUGUCCAACCCUUCUCUCACAACAAUCUGUCUGAGCAGCACCGUACAGAUACUCUCAUGUAAACAUGGUUACCAAGCAGCAUCCUCCUGGUUAUAUGAUCCUACUUCUAUCUCUAUGGAAAUAAGGUCAUAUAUUCUGAGCUUUUAUUCCACCACAUGAUCACAUCUAUUGCUUUGUGCUACUGCAAUUAGCUUGAUCUCUCUCUCUCUCUCUGUCUGUCUGUCUGUCUGUCUGUCUGUCUGUCUGUCUGUCUGUCUGUCUGUCUGUCUGUCUGUCUGUCUGUCUGUCUGUCUGUCUGUCUGUCUGUCUGUCUGUCUGUCUGUCUGUCUGUCUGUCUGUCUGUCUGUCUGUCUGUCUGUCUGUCUGUCUGUCUGUGUGUGUGUCUGUGUGUGUGUCUGUGUGUGUGUCUGUGUGUCUCUCUGUCUCUCUGUCUACAUGGAUUUUUACUACUGAACUUGUAUAUUUGGGCCUCUGUAUCAUUGUCUCUCAAUAAAAUCCUACAAUGCAUGUUCACAAUAAAUGUUGAGUUUAGCCAACUUCUGAAAGGGUGUUGUUUGCAUGUAUUUGAUAAAUGGAGUUUAUCAACAAA